Messenger RNA from Hippocampus comes (tiger tail seahorse), 538 nucleotides. Its product is annotated as tubby-related protein 4-like. The transcript has 3 exons. Gene Ontology annotation, molecular function: protein binding. NCBI's taxonomy places the organism in Eukaryota, Metazoa, Chordata, Actinopteri, Syngnathiformes, Syngnathidae. Gene Ontology annotation, biological process: non-motile cilium assembly; intraciliary retrograde transport; protein localization to cilium. The record is from RefSeq and is a predicted model, not a curated record. Gene Ontology annotation, cellular component: non-motile cilium; intraciliary transport particle A. The annotation marks the transcript as partial.
AAGUGUUGCGGCUUUGCGUCCUCAAAGCCCGCCUCAUUCACGAUGACAUACGCUCGUCUCUUAAAGGUGGUCCUGGUGCGAUGGAACGAGCCCUUCCAGAAACUGGCCACCUGCGAUACCGAUGGCGGCAUCUUUGUUUGGAUCCAGUACGAGGGCCGCUGGUCCGUGGAGCUGGUCAACGACCGCGGAGCUCAGGUGAGUGACUUCACGUGGUCGCACGACGGCACCCAGGCGCUCAUCUCCUACCGCGACGGCUUUGUGCUGGUGGGGUCCGUCAGCGGGCAGAGACACUGGUCGUCCGAGAUCAACCUGGAGAGUCAGAUCACCUGCGGUAUUUGGACACCUGAUGACCAGCAGGUUUUGUUUGGCACCGCCGACGGACAGGUGAUCGUGAUGGACUGCCACGGGCGCAUGCUGGCCCACAUUCUGCUGCACGAGUCGGACGGCAUCGUCAGCAUGUCGUGGAACUACCCCAGCUUCCUGGUGGAGGACAGCAGUGAGAGCGACACAGAUUCGGACGACUACCCCCCACUGCAAG